Myripristis murdjan (pinecone soldierfish) is the source of this 4555-nucleotide messenger RNA. It is a transcript of the gene ints2, whose product is annotated as integrator complex subunit 2. The transcript has 25 exons. Gene Ontology annotation, cellular component: integrator complex. Gene Ontology annotation, biological process: snRNA 3'-end processing. Bases 392 to 4021 code for a protein of 1209 amino acids. The record is from RefSeq and is a predicted model, not a curated record. NCBI's taxonomy places the organism in Eukaryota, Metazoa, Chordata, Actinopteri, Holocentriformes, Holocentridae.
CACAGUGUCAGUGCAGGAGGCAGUCACUCAGGCGGGCAGUGAAUGAGAGCUGCACGCCAAACCGCACAGGCUAGAACAUUACUCCCCAGUUUCACCGAUGUAAUGUUAGCAAUCAUCGCAGCUACAGAUAAAAUUCAAAUAUACCACGGAGCUACGGACACUGUAGAAGCCAGGCUGUGAAUAGGAUUUAAUAGACAUUUCCAAAGCCCCAUUGGCAAGAGCUAAAAUAGGAGUAGGCUUCACACUGAACGGCUGUCUUAGGACUCCCCUGUGCAGGGUAUCGGUAUCUUACCCAACCCAAGCCCGAGGUCGAAAGGCCUCGACGCGUACAGUUUACAAAAAAAUAGUAAAUAUCAACACAAACGAGGCUUCAGUACAGCUGCACACAGAGAUGGCAGACAGCACAGGGCUGCAGUUUGUCAGCCCUUACGCUUUUGAAGCCAUGCAGAAGGUAGAUGUCGUGCGACUGGCUGCCCUUAGUGACCCAGAGCUGAGGCUGCUGCUGCCCUGCCUGGUGAGGAUGGCACUGUGUGCCCCAGCGGAUCAGAGCCAGGCCUGGGCCCAGGACAAGAAACUCAUCCUCCGACUGCUGUCUGGAGUGGAAGCUGUCAACUCCAUCGUAGCUUUGCUGUCUGUGGACUUUCACGCUUUGGAGCAGGAUGCUCGAAAGGAGCAGCAGCUCAGGCACAAGGCUGGUGGUUCUAAUGGAGAGAGCAUCCUGGUGUCUCAGCUCCAGCACGGCCUGACUCUGGAGUUUGAACACAGUGACCCCCUCAGGAGACUCCGCCUGACCCUCAGUGAACUGCUGGCUAUCAUGAACAAGGUGGCGGACUCAAAUGGAGAGUUUUUCUUGAAGUCCUCUGAACUCUUUGAAAGCCCUGUCUACUUGGAAGAGGUUGCAGAUGUGCUCUGUAUUCUACAAGCAGAGCUGCCCUCUUUGCUGCCCAUCGUGGACGUGGCAGAGGCUUUGCUGCAUGUCCGCAAUGGUGACUGGUUUCUGUGUCUGCUGGUUGCCAAUGUUCCUGACAGCUUCAAUGAAGUUUGCAGGGGUCUGAUCAAGAACGGAGAGCGUCAAGACGAAGAGAGUGUGAGCGGUCGUCGCAGAACUGAAGCCCUGAGGCAGCUGUGUCAAAUGAACCCCUCACAGGCCCUCAACAUCAGAGCUAUGGUGGUGGAGGAGUGCCACCUGCCUGGUCUGGGUGUGGCUCUGACUCUGGACUAUAAACCAGACACAGCAGAUGAGGCAGUCAGUCCCUUAGUCUCUUAUGUCAGCGGCCUCUUGCUGGGCACCAAUGGCAAAGUCCGAACCUGGUUCAGCAUGUUCAUUCGCAAUGGACAGCAGCGUAAGAGAGAAAGCAGCUCUGUGUUGUGGCAGAUGCGCAGGCAGCUGCUGCUGGAGCUGGUGGCAAUUCUGCCGCGCUCACGCAGCACCCAUGGGCCCAACGACAGCGACAUGGAGGAUGUGGGGUCAGGAUACUCUGGCCUCAGAGAGGAAUAUGUAGUGAAGGCCAGCGCCCUCCUCCGACUAUACUGCGCCCUCAUGGGCAUUGCCGGCCUCAGGCCUACAGAUGAGGAGGCAGAGCAGCUCCUCCAGCUGAUGACCAGCCGGCCUCCAGCCACUCCUGCCGGCGUUCGCUUCGUCUCCCUGUCCUUCUGCAAGCUUCUGGCUUUCCCCAAUCUCGUUAGCACCCCAGAGCAGGAGCAGCUGAUGGUCAUGUGGCUCAGCUGGAUGAUCAAAGAAGAGGAAUACUUUGAGAGUGCUGCGGGCGUAUCUGCUUCUUUUGGAGAGAUGCUAUUACUGGUUGCCAUGUAUUUCCAUAGCAACCAGCUCAGCUCCAUUAUUGAGUUGGUGUGCUCCACUUUGGGGAUGAAGAUUGCCAUCAAGCCCAGCUCUCUUAGCAAAAUGAAGACCAUCUUCACACAGGAGAUUUUUACUGAACAGGUGGUUACAGCACAUGCGGUGAGGGUUGCAGUGACCAACAACCUGAGUGCCAACAUCACAGGCUUCCUGCCCAUUCACUGUAUCUACCAGUUGCUACGUAGUCGAGCCUUCACCAAACACAAGGUCUCCAUUAAGGAUUGGAUCUACCGUCAGCUGUGUGAGACCACCACGCCCAUCCACACCCAACUAAUCCCCCUUAUUGAUGCGUACAUCAAUUCUAUCCUCACCCCGGCUUCCAAGGCCAACCCUGAAGCCACCAACCAGCCAGUUACCGAGCAGGAGAUCCUUAAUGUCUUCCAGAGCUCCGCUGGGGGGGAAGGCGGCCGAGGAGGACGUGCGCGCUACACCAUCACCACGCAACUCCUCAUCCUCUAUUACAUCUUGUCCUACGAGGAGAACCUCUUGGCCAGCACGAAGCAACUGGCUCUGAUGCAGAAGAAGCCAAAGUCCUACUCAGCAGCCCUGAUGGACCAGAUCCCCAUUAAGUACCUGGUUACCCAAGCACUGGGACUACAGCAGGAGCUCGGGGGUCUGCACUCAGCCCUGCUGAGGCUGUUGGCCACCAACUACCCCCACCUCUGCCUGGUGGAGGACUGGAUGUGUGAGGAGGAGGUGACUGGCACUCUGCCUCUGCUGAGGAGGAUGAUGCUCACUAGCAACACCUGCAGAUACACCCAGAGCCAGCUCCACCAAGCCUUCCAGAAGUUGCCAUCCAGCAGUCCCAGGCUAAUGCGAAUCCUUGAACACCUAACACUGCUGUCACCUGGAGACCUGAUUCCGUACGCCGACGCCCUAACGGCCAGCAUGGCUCUGCUGCUGGAGCCUGCCGUGCCUCGCCGCAUACUCCAGACCCUCAACAAGCUUUGGAUGGGCCUCAACACUGUAAUGCCCCGCAGGUUGUGGGUGAUGACAGUAAAUGCCCUCCAGCCUUCAGCUAAGCUCCUCAGGCAGCAGAGAUACAGUCAGAACGACCUGAUGGUGGAUCCUCUCAUUGUGCUGCGCUGUGACAAGAGGGUAUACAGGUGCCCUCCUUUGAUGGACAUUGUCCUUCACAUGUUGAAUGGAUACCUUUUGGCCUCCAAAGCCUACUUGCAUUGCCAUCUGAAGGAAACAGCAGACUUUGACCGGCAGAGCCAGACAGUCUCCAACUUGGGUCUGCCUGGACAGCCAGACACACCUGAGGUCACCAGGGAGGAGCUGAAGAACGCUCUGUUGGCCGCACAGGAUAGUGCAGCUGUCCAGAUCCUCCUCGAGGUUUGUCUGCCCACCUGUGAAGAGCAGCAGCUGGGGGCCAACACCGAGAGCUUGUUGAGGAGCAUGAGGAGCACCACGCCUGGGAAAGUGAAGCCAGGCUGUCUAGGGCCGGUGACUAGGAUGGGCGGGGAUGAGGCUGAGCCAGAGGGAGGCCUGCUCAGCGACCUCAGGGAAGUCCAGUGCCUCAUCUGCUGUAUGCUGCAUCAGAUGUUCAUCGCUGACCCCAACAUUGCCAAGCUCGUCCACUUUCAGGGUUACCCUCAAGCUCUGCUGCCUCUCACUGUGGCAGGCAUCCCCUCCAUCCAUAUCUGUCUGGACUUCAUCCCAGAGCUGCUGGCCCAGCCCCAGCUGGAGAAGCAGAUCUUUGCAAUCCAGUUGCUCUCAUACCUGUGCACCCAGUACGCCCUGCCCAAGUCCCUCAGUGUGGCGCGGCUGGCCAUCAGUGUCAUGGGCACCCUGCUUACAGUGCUGACCCACGCCAAGCGCUUCUCCUUCUUCAUGCCCACCCUGCCGUGCCUGGUGGCCUUCUGCCAGGCCUUUCCUCCACUUUACGAUGAUGUGGCAGCCCUACUGGUGCAAGUGGGGCAGGUCUGUGCCUCUGAUGUGGCCACCAAGGCCAGGGACAUUGACCCUCUCAUUGCCCGUCUACAGUAUCUGAAGGAGAAGCCACAGGAGGUGCUGUCUCCAGGCGGAGGCUCCUCCAAGCUCAGUUUACCCCAGAGGACGGCGGAGGAGCUGGUAGGAGCCGACCCCGACGUCCAGCUCUGCUACCGUGUAGAGGCCACUUUCAUGGACAUCAUCAGCUCCAGCCUCCACGGACUAUAGAACAAACACACACCCAGGGGAGGGAGAGGAGGGACUGGUCUCAAACCGACAACUAAAAGCACUGCCUGUGAAACACAUUCACACUCCCGGAAGGUCUACUGUCAACACAGAUCCAUUCGUCUCACAAAUGGAUGGAGUAAGACUUGUCGUCACCUUUGUCAAGGGCUUUGAGAUGAUGUCAAGCCAGGAGUGUAUGCUCAUGAUAUUUCAUGUCUGCGAUGUUGCAUGUCCACUCUAGCCUGUUUAGUCUGGACAGAAGCGAGCAGCAAAAGCCACUCUACUCCAUCAGCCUUGUAAUUAGAUGAUGAUGAGCAAGGUAUUUAGGAAAUGUAUGUUCUUUGUACUCAUUGUCACAAUUUGUAGAGAUUGAAUAAUUUUAAAUGGGUCUGUUUUCUUGACCUGUACAUACAUAUUUUUGUAAGUUUAUAGUGUUACCUUUUUGUCAGCUGUUUAAAAAAAAGGCUAAGCUGUUCUUCAGAUAUGUAGAGCUUUUGUACUGUUUUUGUUUGUAAUAAAACAAAGAAAAUGUUUGGA